Messenger RNA from Colossoma macropomum (tambaqui), 3274 nucleotides. It is a transcript of the gene a1cf, whose product is annotated as apobec1 complementation factor. Gene Ontology annotation, molecular function: mRNA binding. The record is from RefSeq and is a predicted model, not a curated record. Gene Ontology annotation, cellular component: nucleus. The transcript is spliced from 12 exons. Lineage: Eukaryota; Metazoa; Chordata; Actinopteri; Characiformes; Serrasalmidae. Bases 218 to 2041 code for a protein of 607 amino acids.
AUUUUCCCUCACAGGUUGGGUGCCACUAACUGAGGCAGCUUGGGAAGAUGUUCAACAAGCUGGCUCAGUUUCGUGGCUCUGCUUGUGUGUUAUUUUUUCUUUUCCUUUUCCUCUUUACCAGUGAUCUGAAACCAGUCUGCAAAACCAGUUCGAUUCUGAAGUUAUUGUCAAGUGAGCACCCCUAAUUCUGCUGAUUUAUUGCUGAUAAUCACUCACAAUGGAAACCAAUCAAAAAUGUGGGGAUGGACUGACUGGCACGCAGAAAGAGGCUGCUCUGCGCGCUCUCAUCCAGCGCACAGGAUAUCAAUUACACCAGGAGAAUGGCCAGAGGAGAUAUGGGGGUCCGCCUCCAGGUUGGGAAGGGCCACCUCCAGAGAGAGGCAGUGAAAUUUUUGUGGGCAAGCUGCCUCGAGACCUCUUUGAGGAUGAGCUGGUGCCUCUCUGUGAAAAAUUUGGCAAAAUAUAUGAAGUACGGAUGAUGAUGGAUUUCAAUGGCAACAAUCGAGGUUAUGCUUUUGUCACCUUCAGCACAAAACAAGAAGCCAAGAAUGCCAUGAAGCAACUCAAUAAUUAUGAAAUCAGAAAUGGCCGUCUCUUGGGUGUGUGUGCAAGUGUGGACAACUGUCGCCUCUUCGUGGGGGGCAUCCCCAAAACCAAGAAGAAGGAGGAAAUCUUGGCUGAGAUGAAAAAAGUGACGGACGGAGUGGUGGAAGUGAUAGUUUACCCCAGUGCUGCAGACAAGAGCAAAAACAGAGGCUUUGCCUUCGUGGAGUACGAGAGCCACCGUGCCGCUGCCAUGGCCAGGCGGAAGCUACUGCCAGGCCGAAUCCAGCUUUGGGGUCAUGCCAUCGCUGUGGACUGGGCAGAGCCAGAAGUGGAAGUGGAUGAGGACACCAUGGCCACUGUGAAAAUCCUCUAUGUGAGAAAUCUAAUGCUUGCCACAACAGAGGAGACCAUAGAGAAGGAGUUUAAUGCCAUUAAACCUGGUGCAGUGGAGAGAGUGAAGAAGAUCAGGGACUACGCCUUCGUUCACUUCUCUCAGAGAGAGGAUGCCAUUACAGCGAUGAAGGCCCUGAAUGGAAAGGUUGUUGAUGGCUCUCCGAUAGAGGUGACGCUAGCCAAGCCUGUAGAUAAGGACAGUUAUGUCCGUUACACUCGUGGCACAGGAGGACGUGGUACUGCCCUGCUGCAGGGUGACUAUACCUACACUCUGGGCCAGAUGUAUGACCCCUCGGCUGCCUACCUGGGUGCCCCUGUGUUUUACGCCCCACACGCGUAUGCAGCUCUCCCGAGCCAGUUCCGCUUCCCCACAGCCAAAGGUCAUGUAGGGGCACGGGGGCUGGUGCGCUCGCCUUCUGUCAGAGAAAUUUACAUGAAUGUGCCUGUAGGGGCGGCGGGCGUGCGUGGUUUGGGCGGCAGAGGGUACCUCGCCUAUGCAGGCGUGGGCCGUGGCUGUCCAACCUACCAGCUAAAGACAGACAAACGCCCUGAGGACAAGCUCUACGAUUUGCUCCCUGGCAUGGAGCUCACACCUAUGAACCCUGUGACCCUAAAGCCCCAGGGAAUCAAGCACGCUCCACAGAUCUUGGAGGAUAUCUGUCAGAAGAAUAAUUGGGGACAACCAGUGUACCAGCUUCACUCUGCCAUCGGACCAGAUCAGAGGCAGCUGUUCCUUUACAAAAUCACUAUCCCUGCUCUGGCCACCCAGUACCCCAACAUACACCCAUUCACCCCAGCUAAGCUGUGUGCAGCAGUGGAUGAAGCUAAAAUCCAUGCUGCAGAGCAUGCACUGCAGACUCUGGGCCUGCAGACAGAGGGCACUGAUGCAUCUGCUGCUGCCGCCGCCGCUGCUGCUGCUGCUGCCACUGCUGCUGCUGCAGCAUUUCCAGGUUAUGCAAUAGCCAACACUGCUGCCACAGUUGCUGCUUCCCAGCUCAAACAGACUGUGUCUCUGGGUCAGGACCUGGCGGCGUACACCACCUAUGAGGGUUAUCCAGCGUUCGCCGUGGCAACCCGUGGAGAUGGCUACGGAGUGUUUUAAAGCCAGCAACAAAAUCUCAGUCAGCCACAGUCAAACCUGCACGUGCCCAUUUCUGCCCCAUGCGGAAGUGUCUCAUGACACCUCAGCCUGAAGACACAUUGCUUUAGAGGAGCAGAGACCAUUGCUAAUAUUACCGUCCAGCAGAUUGCCAGCAUGAUUUAGCUCACUUUCCAAUAUCAUAGUACAUGGUUUUAACUUAUCUCAGGAAUGGACAAUCUGAGGGCUGUUAACAGCAAAGUUUCAAACACAUCUGUUAUAAAAAAGUACACUCAAUAUCCACUUUAGAAAAACACCUACAUUUACUUCCACUCACUGGCCACACUGUGAGGUCCACUUACCUUUUAGCCAGCGAGUGUAAGUCCUCCAUGUCCAUUACAUAAUGAUGAAGACUCUACGGCAACUGAAACAAGGUUGAAAAAACUGCCAAUAUAUUUUUAAAUGAUUGGAUAUGAUUACCUUGGUAGUGAAGAAGAUGUAAGAUUCAUUUCUCUUGCCAGAGAUACACCCUACUCAGUUUACUUCUGUUUGGACAACCUCGCGUUUUAUGUUUUUAUUAACGCUGCCUUUAAAUGAACUUUUAGGGAUGUCCUACACAGAAACCAGACUCUAUCCUAUAGACCAUGAAUACUCUGUAUCGCCAUAGAUAGCUUUCAUACUUCUUUGAUAUUUAAAGUUCGUGCUAGUUUUGUUUCAGUAUUUACUUUAACAAAGACAAUAUCAGGAAUGUUUCAUGUAAGGAAAAUGUGUGGACAUAAGCUGUCACAUUUACUGUUCAUCGUGUUUUUUUUCCUUUUCUUUUUUAACAAACGUGACACUUUUUAGACAUUUAGUUUAUAAGUCUUUUCCUUUUAUUACUGCAUUUAUAAAUGAUAGUUCCAGGCUUGCUACCUACUACAAGCUUUAAACAUCCCACCUCAUCCUUUGAUGAACGAUGACUGUGAGACGUUUCUCAUAACACGGUUUUGUCAGACAUGGAGAUGCCUAAGCAGUGACAGUAUUAAAGUGUGUGUAGCACUUAGAACUUAUUUUUGUACCAGAAUUCCAACGUUAUUUGUAUGACGUUGUUUUAAGAUGUUGCAAAUCAUCUGUCUCAGUGAUUGGCAUAAAACCUGAGGGAAAAUCAUAAGAGGGUGAUAUUUCAAUUCCAAACAUCAUUGUGCUGUGAAAUGAGAGGGAGUGAUGGGAUAAUUUGAAUCUGUCAUCUAGCAUCAAUAAAUUAAGUUCAAUUCUGAA